GAACCGAUCCUUUUUGGAACCUAGCAGCAAGGCUUCAAUCCUUUCCGAUUUUCUGCUUUUUCAAACGGUGGACAGGUAUUUGAAAAACGUGCUUCCUCUCCCUUACUUUCUUUCCACUUAGUUUCUAGUGCUCCAAACAGGCGUAAGAGUUAGGAUUAGGAAUAAGGGCUAGAGAAAAAGACAUGUUUUAAUAUUCCCUCGAUAAUGUAAUGCCAUUUCCUUACUCAACCCAAUCAAUCAUUCUCCUCUCACUUUCUAAUUCCAACGCCAUCCCAUCCUUCUCAGAUCUAACCAUCUCCCCCCACAAAUAAAACAAACAAAAAAUAACCCAAAUUUAUUCAUUAUUAUUCUCUUUCUUUCUAAAUCUAAAUGCACACACUAUGCCCAAUCUCCACAAAUUCAAGCUCUUAGCCUCACAAUGUGCCGUCGCCGGCAGUCCCACUCGCAGUCCAACCACCAGUCCCGUCAUCCACCUUCGCCGCCGUAAAACCCUCCGCAUGUUCCUCACUCGACCUCAUGACCGCCGUCGUUUCCAUCCCCCUCCCCUAGAUCCACCGGAAUCUUCCUCCGACGAAGUCAAAGUCCGCCACAAGCUUAAAGACCUCUUCGUUUCCUCGCCAUCUCCGCCGCCGACGCUCCAAGAUGAGAAGAACAGCUUCCAACAGCAACAUCAGCAGCACGAUCUGAAAGAUGGACUCCUAUCUGGCUCCACCGUCGGCGUUCGAUUCCGAACUGGAUCUCCGUUCCGUCGAGCUUCCACCGUCUCGGCUCUCCGACCGAUAUCGUCGGCGUUCCGAUACAGGUUACUGAGAAGAGCAUGGCGACCGGUUCUUUUCACCAUCCCUGAGUAGCAGUUGCGGUUUCUCUCUUUCUCUACUGUCAUAACUGUACGGAUGAGUUCAAUUCCGAAUUUUAUUUUAUUUUUUGAAUUUUUGGAGAAAUAGUAUUAGUAAUAAAAUAUUAAUAAAAUUUGUCAAAUAAUAGAAUACAAAAAUAUCAAUAAUCACGUUCGGUUUUAGCUGCUAACAUGCGCAGCGUGCGUUUGUGUACAUCGUGUUUUGCUGAAUAGGUAAAUGGGAGCGCUUUAAUGUACUUCGUGGUUUGCUGAAUUUUGUGCAUUUGAUGGUUCAUUUCUUUUAA
This is a messenger RNA of Cicer arietinum (chickpea), 1140 nucleotides long. RefSeq lists its product as uncharacterized. Lineage: Eukaryota; Viridiplantae; Streptophyta; Magnoliopsida; Fabales; Fabaceae. The record is from RefSeq and is a predicted model, not a curated record.